Stereum hirsutum FP-91666 SS1 is the source of this 887-nucleotide messenger RNA. RefSeq lists its product as uncharacterized. The transcript has a single exon. Lineage: Eukaryota; Fungi; Basidiomycota; Agaricomycetes; Russulales; Stereaceae. Bases 240 to 887 code for a protein of 215 amino acids. The record is from RefSeq and is a predicted model, not a curated record.
UACUCGGCUGUAUCUUUCAAUAUGUCCCUACCCAUUGGGACCUCCCCGAUGAGUAUAUAAACCGACUGCGCGCACGCCGCAGACGUCUUCGAGGCAGUAAACUUGCCACCCGUUUCUUCGUCCUAAGUCAGGUCUGUACAAAGUGGCGCGAUACUGCAAUCGCAACCCCAGAGCUUUGGAAGGACAUCCUUAAGAUCCCAGUGUCCGCCGAAAGAAGGCUCUAUGGUUCUGUAACCUUCAUGCUAGUACUAUACGGCACCAUAGAACCGGAUGUAUACCUCAACUUUCAUCCCUCGUACGACCAGUACACGCCAGCCACCAUCGCCCUGGUCGAGCGCUGCAUUUCCAUGAUACCCACUCUGAAGAGUUUCGAACUGCAUGGUUACGGAUCAUUCUUUCUGCUCGAUCGCCCGCAGUCUCCCGCUCCUGAGCUACAAAGGCUCAAUCUUGCGGGCUCACAGCACGCUCCCAUCCGCACGAUAUCGAACAAGUUAUUCAAUGGACAUGCCCCAGAAUUACGAGAACUCCGGCUCAGCUUCAUGACCAUCGAUCUCUCCUCGCCUCUCCUUUCCCGACUCGAGGUGUUCGAGAUAUCCUCUUCGGACAGCUCUACUCCGCCUACACAACCUCUAGACCGUUGGCUCUUCGCCUUCAGCAAUAUGCCUCGACUGAGAAAAGUGUAUCUUCACCAUGUCAUCAAACCAACACCUCGAGAUGCCGAUGACCACCUGUUCAUCAAUGCCCACCUUCCUGAUCUGUCCAGGAUGACCGUCGUAUUUCCCUCCAGUCGAGAGGCGCACGAUGGUAAACGAAUAAGAGAACACAUUAUCGCCCCUCCGAGUGCAGACAUCGAUAUAUUCGCACCGAUGUAUCAUGAACGCGUAUAA